UGCUACCCUAUAAGCUUCGUUAAUGGCCUUUCAGAUCUCAAAAAACAAAAUCUAAACCUUAAGGACGUAAAUCCAAGCUAAACUCAAGAGCCAAAACGAGAUAAAUUUCCAUCUUUUCUUUCAAAACCUCAAAAGGUUUCAUUUUUUUUGUUAUGUGUGUUGUUUUUUCUUUUCUUUUCGGGCUUUCAUUAAUGCAUAAGAAAAUGGAGUUUCCGUUCCCAGAUGAGGUGCUUGAGCACAUCUUCUCGUUCAUACAAUCGGAUAAAGACCGGAACUCGGUGUCGAUGGUGUGUAAAUCGUGGUACGAGAUCGAAAGGUGGUGUCGGAGGAAAGUGUUUGUGGGGAAUUGCUACGCCGUGAGCCCUCGGAUGGUGAGCAGACGGUUCCCGGAGUUUAGAUCCAUUGAGCUGAAAGGGAAACCGCACUUCGCGGACUUCAAUCUAGUUCCCGACGGAUGGGGUGGUUACGUGUUCCCAUGGAUCGUCGAGAUGGCCGGCGCUUUCCCUUGGCUCGAAGAGAUUAAGCUUAAAAGGAUGGUAGUUACCGACGAAAGUUUGGAGCUUAUUGCUAAGUCGUUUAAGAAAGUCAAAGUGUUGGUUCUUUCAUCUUGUGAAGGGUUUUCAACUGAUGGACUUGGCGCCAUUGCUGCUAGUUGCAAGAAUCUGGAAGAGCUGGACUUGGUAGACUGCGAAGUGGAUGAUUUGAGUGGGCACUGGCUCAGUCAUUUCCCCGAGUCGUACACGUCCCUGGUGUCUCUCAACAUUUCUUGCUUAGUGUCCGAUGAAGUUAGUUUCUCGGCCUUGGAGCGCCUGGUGGGUAGAUGUACCAACCUUAGGACGCUUCGGCUCAACCGUGCGGUGCCCCUGGAUAAGGUUGCCGACAUUUUGCGUCGUGCACCGCAGCUGGUUGAGUUUGGCACUGGUACCUACGCUGCGGAGCUAAGGCCAGACGUCUACUCGGAUUUGGCUGGAGCAUUUUCUAGUUGCAAGGAACUAAAGAGCUUGUCUGGAUUUUGGGAUGUGGUCCCGGAUUACCUUCCAGCCAUUUACCCUGUCUGUUCUAAAUUAACAUCGCUGAACUUGAGCUACGCUACAAUUCAAAGUCCCGAGCUUAUCAAGCUUGUAAGCCACUGUCCGAAUUUGCAACGCCUAUUGGUGCUUGAUUACAUUGAAGAUAGUGGCCUUGAAGCGCUCGCAUCUAGUUGCAAGGAUUUGCAAGAGUUACGCGUGUUUCCAUCUGAUCCAUAUGGUGUAGAGCCAAAUGUGUCCUUGACAGAGCGGGGCCUUGUUGCCGUAUCUUCGGGUUGUCCUAAGCUUAUGUCAGUUUUGUACUUCUGCCGCCAGAUGUCUAACGAGGCAUUAGUCACCAUUGCCAAGAAUCGUCCCAACUUCACACGUUUUCGUCUUUGUAUAAUUGAGCCUAGAACAGCGGAUUACCUGACCCAUGAGCCACUUGAUGUUGGUUUUGGAGCCAUUGUUCAGUACUGCAAGGAACUCCAGCGCCUUUCCCUCUCUGGUCUCCUCACAGAUCGUGUGUUCGAAUAUAUAGGGAAAUAUGCGAAAAAGCUCGAGAUGCUAUCUGUGGCUUUUGCGGGAGAUAGUGAUUUGGGACUCCACCACGUGCUUUCUGGGUGUGAAAGCCUCCGGAAACUGGAGAUUAGGGACUGUCCCUUUGGGGACAAGGCUCUUUUGGCCAAUGCUGCAAGGCUGGAGACAAUGCGAUCCCUUUGGAUGUCUUCUUGCGCUGUGAGUUUCGGAGCAUGCAAACUUUUAGGUCAGAAGAUGCCAAGGUUGAAUGUUGAAGUUAUAGAUGAGAGGGGACCUCCGGAUUCAAGACCAGAAAGCUGCCCGGUUGAUAAACUCUACAUAUAUAGAACCAUUGCCGGGCCAAGGUUUGACAUGCCUCCUUUUGUUUGGACAAUGGAAGAUGAUCCAUCAUUGCUGCUUUCUUGAGAAAUCUCCCGUGAAGCAAAUAAUAUAUUCACAGCGCAUUCAAUCUCGAGAGUGAAUGUACCAGACCUGAUUGGAGUGGGAAGAUAAAUAUGGAGGCCGUACAAAAACUGAGGUCUUGUUUGCCAUUCAUUUCACUCGUCUGAGCUAUCGAGUACCGAGUAACGAUUAAUAAAGAGAUGGAAGCACAGGUGGUUGUUGAUCGAUCAAAGGUUUUAUUUGUUCCCCAAUGUUUACCAUCUUAUAUAAACUUACAUAAUCUGGGAUGUUUAUCAUGCA
Hibiscus syriacus is the source of this 2228-nucleotide messenger RNA. RefSeq names its product protein TRANSPORT INHIBITOR RESPONSE 1-like. NCBI's taxonomy places the organism in Eukaryota, Viridiplantae, Streptophyta, Magnoliopsida, Malvales, Malvaceae. Gene Ontology annotation, molecular function: protein binding. Gene Ontology annotation, cellular component: SCF ubiquitin ligase complex. The transcript has 4 exons. Gene Ontology annotation, biological process: SCF-dependent proteasomal ubiquitin-dependent protein catabolic process. The coding region runs from base 153 to 1952 and encodes 599 amino acids. The record is from RefSeq and is a predicted model, not a curated record.